This is a messenger RNA of Micromonas commoda, 423 nucleotides long. RefSeq lists its product with no specific name. Lineage: Eukaryota; Viridiplantae; Chlorophyta; Mamiellophyceae; Mamiellales; Mamiellaceae. The transcript has a single exon. The record is from RefSeq and is a predicted model, not a curated record. The annotation marks the transcript as partial.
CUCGACGAGCGGGAGAGGGACACGCUGGCGGCGCGGUGCGCGAGGGUGACGUUUCAGCCCGGGGCGAAGAUCAUGCGGCAAGGGGACGAGGGGGAUAAGUUCUACAUCCUCCUGAAGGGCUCCGCGGUGGCGCUGAAGCGCGACGGAAAGGGAAGUGGGGGCGACGCGGCUGGCGGCGGCGACCGCGAUAACAGGGUGUAUCGCAGUUACGGCCCCGGCGCGCAUUUCGGCGAGCUGGCUUUGCUGACGAACAAGCCCAGGUCCGCCACCGUCGUGGCGCAGGAGAAGGUCGUCGCGCUCGUGCUCGACAAGAACGCGCUGGUCGAGCUGCGAUCGACGGUGCCGUCGCUCGAGGACCACAUCGUGCGCGGCAUGCGCCACUACGAUCACAUCGAGAUGUUCACGUCGAUGGCGAUGGCGUAA